ACCGCAUUCUCGUUGAACUUGUGCCUCGCCAAGAAGUAUGCGUUCUGAACAUACCACAUCCCCAACUCUAAGUGUGGGAGGAAUAGAAUAGGUGACACAGUACCUUGGCCUUAGCCUACUACUACGACUAUCAACUGAAUCCGCAUUCUUUGACCGACCGUCACUCACGAUACUGCUAAUUGGAUAAAUAUAAGGAAUUGCGGUAUGGGGUAUGGUCGCAUUGUCGGUGCUGCACGCAGUAUCUGCUUUACUGACCUUGUUGUGUAGGGUGGAGAACUUGCUAAACGAUUUAACACCCUUUAUCACUCGAACAACUCAAGACCACAUCAGAUCAGGUGGAUUUGGCGAUGUCUGGAAAUGUAAUUACAAUGCAAAUGGUCGCGAUCAAGGCCUUCAGAUAUCCAGAGCAAUAUUAUGAUUCAGAAAAGAUAAACAGGAAAAUCAGCAGAGAAAUUGGCAUCUUGAAGAUUCUACGCCAUGACAACAUUGUACCGUUGUUGGGUACAGCGACAGGAUUUGGAAGGAGGCCAGAGUUGCGCAGCAUAGUAACUCCGUGGAUUCCCAACGGCACGUUGAAUGUCUACCUGGCAUCUAAACACAACGAUCUAACAGUGCUGGACCGUUCACGCAUGCUAGAGGAUGUCAGCGCUGGACUGCAUUACUUGCACUCGGUGCCUGUCGUGCACGGGGAUAUAACAGGGGCGAAUAUACUGAUCGACGAGGGAGGUCACGCGAGGCUAAUCGAUUUUGGCCUUUCCACUAUUGUCCUGCCCUUUCUCGGUCAGUCACAUGUAGCUGCGACAUCGAUACACGCAGGUGCAAUCCGCUAUGCAGCACCAGAACUUCUAUCAGAUGAUGUCGGUGACCUGCCUUUGGAAAAAACGGAUAUAUACUCUUUUGGUUGCGUAAUGCUUCAAGUGAGUUGGUUGUUCGGUCAUAAAAUGUUCGGUCAAGGACUUAUCGAACAAGAUUCUCUCGAGUCGGCCCCCUUGGUCUGAGAUCAAGUCUCAAAACCCGGAAUUGCGUAUUUAUGGUUUGAUAUGCCAAGGCCGUAGUCCGCAGCGCCCCGAUGGCCACCCUGCAAUGAUGGACUCAGAUUGGGACAUCAUUCAAAAAUGUCUGCAAUUCAGAUUUGAACUUCGGCCUUCAGCAAAUGAAAUAUUCGACUUCGUCAUGCGUAGGCUUUUCUCAUCAGGUC
Messenger RNA from Suillus subalutaceus, 1198 nucleotides. Its product is annotated as kinase-like domain-containing protein. NCBI's taxonomy places the organism in Eukaryota, Fungi, Basidiomycota, Agaricomycetes, Boletales, Suillaceae. The record is from RefSeq and is a predicted model, not a curated record. Bases 348 to 998 code for a protein of 216 amino acids. The transcript is spliced from 7 exons. Gene Ontology annotation, biological process: protein phosphorylation. Gene Ontology annotation, molecular function: ATP binding; protein kinase activity.